This is a messenger RNA of Megalops cyprinoides (Indo-Pacific tarpon), 4828 nucleotides long. It is a transcript of the gene bag6, whose product is annotated as BCL2 associated athanogene 6. Bases 199 to 3897 code for a protein of 1232 amino acids. The transcript has 25 exons. Gene Ontology annotation, cellular component: BAT3 complex. NCBI's taxonomy places the organism in Eukaryota, Metazoa, Chordata, Actinopteri, Elopiformes, Megalopidae. Gene Ontology annotation, molecular function: polyubiquitin modification-dependent protein binding; misfolded protein binding. The record is from RefSeq and is a predicted model, not a curated record.
AAUGUCGCAUCCUCAAAAAUACCUGGCAACUCGUACGGAAUAUUAGAAUAUGAACAUUAAAACGACGAUAUUAGGAAAAAGUAUUUAUUAAACAAAUAUCUUUCAAAGAUAUUUUCGGUGUAUAAAGUAAGGUCGUGAGCUAGCUAACGAGCUGGCUACAGAAGAACUGACAGUAGUUCGGAGAAAUCGCGAAGAAGUAUGGGUGAACCAGGUCAUAUAGAGGUAACUGUCAAGACUCUGGACUCUCAGAGCAGAAGUUACACAGUUAGACGUGAUUUGACAGUGAAAGAGUUUAAGGAACACAUUUCUACUUCUGUGGGGAUUCCUGUGGAUAAACAGAGGCUGAUAUAUCAGGGCAGAGUACUGCAGGACGAGAAGACACUGACAGAGUACAAUGUGGAUGGGAAGGUCAUCCAUCUGGUGGAACGGGCCCCUCCUCAGACCACCCACCCAGGGGCAGGAACAGGGGGUGUGUCCGGGGCAGAGGGAGGGCCCACCACCUCCCACUCGUCCGCCACUUCGCAGGGCGCCUCUCACGUGCCCACACACGACCGCAAUGCCAACAGCUACGUCAUGCUUGGGACGUUCAACCUCCCUGUGAACAUAAUGGACCCUCAGCAGAUCCAGAUGUCAGUGCAGCAGAUGAUGUCAGGUUUGGGGGAGAGUGGGAGGAGUGCCAGAGUCAGUACCAGCACUGGAAGUAAUGGAUCUGUGGAUGUGCACAUUGACGUGGACCAAUCGGUGCAGAGCGAGCCCAGGCUUAGACUGCUAUUGGCUGAGAACUUGCUGAGGGACACAAACGUGCUCAUCCACAGAUUAGAGGGUCAUCCCAGCAGCACUUCAUCUCAGCAGGAUUCUGCUGCCCCUCCUUCCUCUUCCUCACCCACCCCCUCACCCUCAGCUCCGCCCAUGGACACCUCUCCCCCGCCUCCCACACCUCCUCCCCCUCCGUCUUCCUCCUCUUCCACUCAGACUGAGGGCCCCCCCCACUCAGGACCCAAUCACCCCAGCCCAGCUGAGUUUGUGGAGGUGCUGUCAGAGCUGAGAAGGGUGGAGGAGAGACUGCAGCCCUUCAUCCAGAGAAUGCACUCCAUUCUGGGCACUGCCACCAGUGCAGACUACAACAACAAUACACAGGAGAGAGAGGAGGACCAGCAAACUUUGAACCUUGUUGGGGAAGCCCUCCGUCUCCUGGGCAAUGCCCUGGUUGCCCUGAGUGAUCUUCGGUGCAACCUGUUGGCUCCCCCUCCCCGUCACCUGCACGUGAUCCGGCCCAUGUCCCACUAUACCUCCCCCGUCUUGCUGCCAGGUGGAAUGCACCACAUUCCUAUACCGAUAAAUUUAGGAACCACUGUGACCAUGACCGCCAACGGCAGGCAGGCAACUGAGGACCAGCCUCAACCCACUCAGUCUGCCAACCAAUCAGAGCAACAAGGGCAGAGGCAAGCCCCACCUCCACAGCCUGCCUCAGCAAAUCAGCAGCCAGGACAAGGACACACAGGGCCACGCAUGAUCAGGAUCAGCCACCAGACUAUGGAGCCCGUGGUGAUGAUGCAGAUGAACCUGGAUGAGUCUGGCAGUGGAUCUCAGAUGUCAGGACAACAGGGUAGUGCUGGGGCCGGACAGACCGGCACCACUCCUCCUGUUCAUAUUCCAGGCCUGCCCCCGGAGUUCAUGCAAGCCAUCGUGCACCAGAUCACCCAGCAGGCCGUUGCCAUGGCAGCCGCAGCUUCCGCCGGGCAACAGGGGCAACAGACCGCUCCUGCCUCCGGUGCAAACUCUAGUGGCACUGCCCCCUCGGCACCUCCUCACCCUCCCCAGGCCAGGGUGGUCAUCACCCGGCCUGCCUUUGCACCCCGGGUCCCCCAGUCCAAUCUGGGUGCCAGGGGGGCAACAAUCAAUUUGAGGGCAUCUGUGCCCCCUUCUGCAGGACAGCAGCCAGGACAGGCUAACUCCCUCCCUCCUUCCUCUCUCACUCAGAUGAUCAACGCACUUGUGGGGCAGCUCUUGAUGCCAGUCCACAUGGCAGAGCAUACCUCCGCUGCUCCGUCAUCCCAUUCCUUUACCUUCUCCUCAUCCUCUUCGUCCUCCUCCUCGGCAUCCACCUCCACCUCCACCUCUCAGCCGACCUCGUCCGCCAACACCUCUGGCCAGACGUCAACUAACACCACCAGCACGGCCUCCACCGGCCAUCCCACUGGCACCCCCUCCCAACCUCAGGAGGGGACCCCCGAGGCGGGCCUGGCCCAGCUCCUGGGCUCACUGCUGGCUGGGGGAGCAGGAGCCGGAGCGGGCGGGCCUGGCGUGCCCCCCUCCAUCACGGUCACCAUGCCCGGUGUCCCUGCCUUCAUUCAGGGAGUGACAGACUUCAUCCAGGCCACCCAGCCAGUCUAUGCCCCACCCCCUACCGGACAGCAACCUCCCCCUGCCUCGACUACACCUGCCCCCCCUCCGACAGCCACGCCCACCCCUGCCUCUACACCAGCCCCUGGUGCGGGGAGCCCAGGAGAGACCCUGAGCCCAGAGCUCUUCACUGGCAUUGUUCAGGGGGUGCUGUCCACUAUGAUGGGCUCUCUGGGAGCCCCCCAGGGUAACACUGAGAGUAUCGCCCAGUUCAUCCAGAGGCUGUCUCAGACCAGCAAUAUUUUCACACCCGGCACUGGGGAUGCCAUAGGGUUCUUUGGAGACCUGCUGGCCCUGGUGUGCCAGAGUUUCUCUAUGCUGGACAUGGUGCUGCUGCUUCAUGGGCAACACCAGCCUCUUAGCCGCAUCCAACCUCAGCUGACCGAGUUUUUCACAGAACACUAUCUACAUGGGAGAGAGCCCACUGAUGCUAACAUCGCUGCUGGGGCAGAUGAACUUAUCAAUGGAUUGGAAGAAUACAUUACGGAGAGCUUUUCUACUGUGACAGUCCUGGAAGGGGUAGACAUCACCCAGACAAACAUGUCCUUCCUCAGACAGCAGUUCACUCGCAUCGCUACACACAUACUGCGCUGUACAGACCAUACGUUUGGUCCUCGCCUGCUGCUGAUGUGUAACCAGGGACUGUUUGAAUGUCUGGCCCUCAACCUCUACUGUCUGCGGGGGGAACAGACCGCUCUCACAGCGGUUAUCAACCAUCGGAUUAGGAGGAUGUCGGCAGAGGUGAACCCCAGUCUGGUCAACUGGCUGACCAGCAUGAUGUCAAUGAGGCUGCAGGUCAUCCUGGAGCACAUCCCGGUGACAGAAGACCAUAUCCUGCAUUAUGUGGUACACACACAGAGAGAGCCAACAGAGAGGGAGGAGUCAGAGGCACAGCGCACGCAGGAAACUGAGGUCCAGAAUGUGGAGAUGGAUGGAACACCCUCUCCUGCCCCCGCCACCACGGCUGAGGAGGCUAUGGUGUCGUCGCGGGAGGCCGGGGCUGCGGGGCUCUCUCCCGGAGACGCCGGAGCGGUCGGGGGGGUGUCUUCACGGGAAGCCAGAGGAGGCGGGGCCAUGGCCGCGGCCAGUGGGAGGGAGGAGUCAGGGGCCGAGGUGGAGCCCUGGGCAGCAGCCGUUCCUCCUGAGUGGGUGCCCAUUAUCAGAAACGACCUGAUCUCCCAGAGGAAGAUCAAGUCCCAGCCGCCUCUGUCUGAUGCUUACCUGCAUGGGAUGCCGGCCAAACGCCGAAAGACAGCACAAGGCGAGGGGCCCCACCUCUCUCUGUCGGAGGCAGUCAGUCGGGCUGCCAGGUCUGCCGGAGUCAGGCCUGCUACCACCCCAGAAAGCCUACAGGAGGAGCUUGAGGCGCCUGAGUUGCAGGAGGCGUAUACAGAACAGGUGAAGAGUGACAUCAAGAAGCGAGUGAGGGAGGACCCAGACUUUGACACCGAGCGUUUCCCUAACAUACAGAGGGCUUUUUCCUUGGACUCUUAACCUCACUGUCCCAUCAGUGUCCAAGAUCUGUCCUUUUUGCUUCUGACCCUGUAACAUCCAGAUCCUGUUUUACCACUCUGCCUGCUUUCCAUACUGACCUUACAGGUUUCACAGAAGCAGAAGUGCCGCUAUCAACAUCAGAAAGCCGGCCCUCCUCUCUCACGGAACUGUCACAUUGAAACGAACUAUCCGAUUAGCUUGUCACGUAUCAAACCCAGCUCUGUUGUGGGCUGCAAAUCGGCAUGACCAAUCGCGUGUCACCUCAACAAAUGCUGCUGUUCAUAACUUAGACCUGCACUUUCACCUUAAAGAGUACCUGUACGAUAGCAGCUCAAAGAUCAGUCCAGGCUUUCACCCCACCCCAGUUCUUACCACUCAUCGAACAUUUUUCCUAUAUUCAAAAGUGAUUCACCUCCAUACAGAUUCUCAGUCCAGAUUUGCACUGUUCUGGAGAGCUGCAAGCAUAACCUCUAGCCCCUUCAUCCCGUAGGCAUUUGGCUAAAUUUCCUUCUGUCUCUCCAUGUUUUUCCCAUAACCCCCUGUGGGGACACCUCCUCUAAGAUGUUGUUUCUGGCAUCCCCUGUCCUGUAGCCUUUUGUUUCUGUAACAUGCUUUAUAAUUUUGUGAUUUUUUUGUGGACAUUAAAAUGCAGACUAGAAGGGAGUGAAAUAAUAGUGAAAAUAACACUAGCUGCAGCAGAGAUCUGGUAUUUUUUGGUGUGUCCUUUUGGAUAAAUCCUGCUCACUGCAUCUCAACCUGGCAAUUGCCAGGUCAUUUAAUUAUUUCAGAGGACAUGGGUAUAAUUUAACAAUUGUUGCUCGCUGAAUUCAAGUUCACUUUUAAGGUUUAAGAAUUGAAGUGAUUAAGUUAUUGUUAUUUGUUAAAAAAAGGCCUACAUUUUAUUUUAUUAGCUGUUUUUCACUCUCUCUUC